UAAAAUACCAAAAGAUGGUAAUCAGUGGCAAGUUUUCAUUAAAAAGGAUCCAAAACAUAUAAUUGGAGCGAUUAAGUUGUUUGAAUACAAAAAUAAUACUGCUAAGAAGUCGGAAGUAGAUGGUAAAAUAAAAGAGGCAAAUGAUAGCAAUAAAGCUAAAAAAGAUGACUUAUGGGAUAAAAGUAAUGAUAAGCACCUUGGUGAAUUUGUUUACAAGCUUGCUGAAGGACAAAGCGGUGAUUCUCUAAUUAAAAGUCAAAUUACAGAUGUUCCUGGUGGUGGAAACGGCGGCAAUACAGACCAAGAAACUCCUUGA
Entrophospora candida is the source of this 316-nucleotide messenger RNA. The record is from the annotation of a GenBank genome assembly. NCBI's taxonomy places the organism in Eukaryota, Fungi, Glomeromycota, Glomeromycetes, Entrophosporales, Entrophosporaceae.